Molecule: messenger RNA, 2022 nt
Organism: Lepus europaeus (European hare)
Lineage: Eukaryota; Metazoa; Chordata; Mammalia; Lagomorpha; Leporidae
Gene: AZIN2
Product: antizyme inhibitor 2
Exons: 11
Coding region: 319-1701 (460 amino acids)
Biological process (GO): negative regulation of protein catabolic process; positive regulation of polyamine transmembrane transport; positive regulation of catalytic activity
Cellular component (GO): cytoplasm
Molecular function (GO): catalytic activity; ornithine decarboxylase activator activity
Source: RefSeq, a predicted model, not a curated record
UGGGCGGGCGGGGCGCAGGCCGCGGGGCCCGAGCCGGGGGGAGCGAGCGAGCGGAGAAGCCGAGGAUCCGAUUCACUCGCUGGGGAGACCUAUGGGCCGAAGCCGUGUAAAUGCGUUUUAAGCAGGGGCCUCGGCUCCGCAACUGCCACUCCUCCUCGGGGUGUUGCACAAGUUUCGAGGUCACCGGCGACCCCCCCUAGCAGCGCGCCUGCUCUGGCCCCCGCGAAGGAGGACGGGGCUUGUGUUGCAUACUUUCUAAGGCGGCGGCGGCGGCGGCGGCAGGGGCUCCAUCCAGGUCGCCAGCCGCUCUUCCUCGGCAUGGCUGGCUACCUGAGGGAAGCGGACUUCGUGAUGGUGGAGGAGGGUUUCAGCACCCGCGACCUGCUGGAGGAGCUCACUCUGGGGGCCUCCCAGGCCACCACGGACGAGGUGGCUGCCUUCUUCGUGGCCGACCUGGGUGCCGUGGUGAGGAAGCACUUGUGCUUUCUGAAGUGCCUGCCGCGAGUCCGGCCCUUCUACGCGGUCAGGUGCAACAGCAGCCCCGGUGUGCUGAAGGUCCUGGCUGAGCUGGGGCUGGGCUUCAGCUGUGCCAACAAGGCAGAGAUGGAGUUGGUCCAGCAUAUUGGUGUCCCCGCCAGUAAGAUCAUCUAUGCCAACCCCUGUAAGCAAAUUGCCCAGAUCAAGUACGCUGCCAAACACGGGGUCCAGCUGCUGAGCUUUGACAACGAGAUGGAGCUGGCCAAGGUGGCGAAGAGCCACCCCAGUACCAAGUUGGUCCUGUGCGUUGCCACGGACGACUCCUACUCCACGAGCCACCUGAGCCUGAAGUUCGGAGCGGCGCUGAAUUCCUGCAGACAUCUGCUUGAAAAUGCCAAGAGCCGCCACGUGGAGGUGGUGGGGGUGAGUUUCCACAUCAGCAGUGGCUGUCCUGACCCUCGGGCCUAUGCCCAGUCCAUCGCAGAUGCCCGGCUGGUAUUUGAAAUGGGUUCCGAGCUGGGUCACAGGAUGCACAUUCUUGACCUCGGCGGCGGCUUCCCUGGCAUAGAGGGGGCCAAAGUGAGAUUCGAAGAGAUUGCUACUGUGAUCAGCUCAGCCUUGGACCUGUACUUCCCAGAGGGCUGCGGUGUGGACGUCCUUGCCGAGCUGGGCCGCUACUAUGUAACCUCGGCCUUCACUGUGGCUGUCAGCAUCAUCGCCAAGAAGGAGGUUCUCCUGGACCAGCCCGGCAGGGAGGAGGAAAAUGGCUCUACCCCCAAGACCAUCGUGUACCACCUUGCCGAGGGCGUGUACGGGAUCUUCAACUCAGUCCUGUUUGACAGCGUCUGCCCAACCCCCAUCUUACAGAAGAAACCAUCCGCGGAGCAGCCCCUGUACAGCAGCAGCCUGUGGGGCCCAGCGGCCGAGGGCUGUGACUGCGUGGCCGAGGGCCUGUGGCUGCCACAACUACACGUAGGGGACUGGCUGGUCUUUGACAACAUGGGCGCCUACACCAUCGGCACGGGUUCCCUCCUCAAGGGGACCCAGGCCUGUCGCAUCACCUAUGCCAUGUCCCGGGUGGCUUGGGAAGCGCUGCGAGGGCAGCUGCUGCCCGCGGACCAGGAGGAGGACGCCGAGGGCGUGUGCAAGCCUCUGUCCUGCGGCUGGGAGAUCACAGACACCUUGUGUGUGGGCCCCGUCUUCACCCCGGCGAGCAUCAUGUGAGCGGGCCCCGUUCCCCCCUGGAGAACCCCCGCGGGGCCCCAGUGAUGCCUCUGGGAGAGGUGGGGCAGGCGGCGAGCAGAGCGCCCUGCGGCCAGGACUUCGGUGCCUGCUCUGCCGCCCCCACACUCCACCUGUAGUUCCUGCCCUGUAAUAGGACCAGUCUCACACUCGCUGUAGUUCAAGUAUGCAACAUAAAUCCUGUCCCUUCCAGUCGUGUCUGCCUCCUGUGGCGCGCAAGGGCCUGGUCAGCCAGGUGUGUGUGUGUGUGUCGGGGGGAGGGGGUGCAAUACGGGGUCUCCCGCCAUCUCCUUCCUCCCUUUG